CAUUAUUUAAAGGACUUGUUUAGAAGACAAUAACAUAGAGCAAAAUGGCUGAGGAAAACAAAGUAAUUCUUCACAAAACAUAUGCAAGCAGUUAUGCUAUGAGAGUAGAGUUGGCUCUCAAAAUCAAAGGCAUACAGUUUGAGUAUGUUGAUGAAGAUUUGAGCAACAAGAGUCCUGAGUUGCUCAAGUACAAUCCUGUUCACAAGAAGGUCCCUCUGCUUGUCCACAAUGGUAAACCUGUUUCUGAGUCCCUCAUCAUUCUUGAAUAUAUCGAUGAAACCUGGAAGACCGGUCCUCUAAUCUUGCCUCAGGAUCCAUAUGAGAGAGCCAGAGUUCGUUUCUGGGCCAAUUUCAUUGAUCAGCAUCUCAUACCUAGCACAAGGAAGGUCUGGUCAACUACUGGGGAAGAACAAGAGAAGGCUAAAGAGGAAAUUAUGGAAAAAUUGAGAAUUCUUGAAGAGGGGUUGAAGACCACAAAUCAUGAAAAUGAUAAUUUGGGACUCCUACAAAUCUUGUUGGUUACUCUAUUUGGUUCAUAUAAAGUAUAUGAAGAGGUUCUUGGUAUGAAGAUUUUGGUUCCAGAAAACACCCCACUACUUUAUUCAUGUGUGACAAGUUUAAACAAGUUGCCACUGGUGAAGGAAGUUUGUCCUCCUCAUGAUAAGAUGGUUGCGUUAGUCAACGUCUAUAGACAAAAAUUAUUAAAAUCCAGCACCAAGUGAGCUGCUUCUGCUUUUGUGAGUUGCAAAUAUGUUGAGUUUAUAAUAAAAUCAUUGAACUUUGUUUUGUAUCAAUAAAUUUAGUCAUUGCAUCAA
This is a messenger RNA of Capsicum annuum, 815 nucleotides long. Its product is annotated as glutathione S-transferase U9. Gene Ontology annotation, biological process: glutathione metabolic process. The coding region runs from base 45 to 722 and encodes 225 amino acids. Lineage: Eukaryota; Viridiplantae; Streptophyta; Magnoliopsida; Solanales; Solanaceae. Gene Ontology annotation, molecular function: glutathione transferase activity. The record is from RefSeq and is a predicted model, not a curated record. The transcript is spliced from 2 exons. Gene Ontology annotation, cellular component: cytoplasm.